AAAAAACAGAAAAAGAGAAAAAUACACAAAGUAACUUUGAGAACAUGGAUAUCGUCAAGCGGAGCUACCAUUAAAGUCUCACCCACACAAAGUUCCUUCAUCACUUUUCUAGACUUCAUAAUCCCCAAAACGCAAAUCAUCAAACGCUAAACGCGGAAAUAUAUAACGCAAAACUCUGUUUUCGUUUACCUAAUUCUCUGUGGACGCCCUCACCGUAAACCUUCACCAACCCAAAUUUAAUUCUUCUGUGUUUUUAUUCACAAAGUACAAAAAAACAGACAGAUAAUAAUAUCUCUUCUUCUCUUCUCUUCUCUUCUUCUUCUUCCUCCUCCUUCCUUCUUCUGUGAUUUAAUACUGAAGUAUAUUCAAACCCCACAAAAUAAGAUGAAGUACAUUCGAAGCAACAGCUUGAAACGUCUCUUCUCCUUUAAACGACGCAGUUUCGACUCAGACUCUGAAAACUCAGCUCCAAACGCCAAAUGCGUCGAGGGUUUUCAAGAAACAGAGCAGUUUCAAAGACCCAAGUGGAAAUGUUUCUCCUUUGAAGAAAUCUACGAGGCAACCAAUGGUUUCAGCUCAGAGAACUUGGUAGGAAGAGGCGGAUUUGCAGAGGUGUAUAAAGGGUUCUUAGUUAAAAGUGGCGAAGAAAUCGCUGUGAAGAGGAUAACGAGAGGAGGGAGAGAAGACGAGAGGAGAGAGAAAGAGUUUUUGAUGGAGAUUGGGACAAUAGGACAUGUCUCACAUCCUAAUGUCUUGUCUCUUCUUGGUUGUUGUAUUGAAAAUGGUCUCUAUCUUGUUUUCAUCUUCUCUUCUAGAGGCUCUGUUGCUUCUCUCCUUCAUGAUUUGAAUCAAGCACCAUUGGAGUGGGAGACAAGGUAUCAAAUUGCUAUUGGGACAGCAAAAGGGCUUCAUUAUUUACACAAAGGUUGUCAGAGAAGGAUCAUACAUAGAGACAUUAAAUCCUCCAAUGUUCUCUUAACCCACGAUUUUCAGCCACAGAUAUCUGAUUUUGGUUUGGCAAAAUGGCUGCCUUCUCAAUGGUCUCACCAUUCCAUUGCUCCAAUUGAAGGCACUUUUGGGCACUUAGCACCAGAGUACUACACACAUGGGAUUGUGGAUGAGAAGACUGAUGUUUUUGCUUUUGGAGUGUUCUUGCUUGAACUCAUUUCUGGUAAAAGACCUGUUGAUGCUUCCCACCAAAGCCUACAUAGCUGGGCAAAAACCAUAAUAAAAGAGGGCGAGAUCGAGAAGUUGGUGGAUCCAAGGAUCGAGGAGGACUUUGAUAUCAAACAGCUUCACCGCAUCGCUUUUGCUGCGUCUCUCUGUAUCAGAUCAUCGUCUCCAUGUCGGCCUUCCAUGAUCGAGGUAUUAGAAAUACUACAGGGAGAAGAAAUAGAGAAAGAAAAAUGGAAAAUGGAAGAGGAAGAAGAAAAGAAAGAAGAGUUUUGGGGAUAUGAAGAUCUUGAGGAUUGUGAAUAUGAUUCUUCAAUCUCACUUUCUCCUCCUGACUCGAUCUCUAAUCGAAGCUCUUCAAAUCGUAGUAGCUAGAUCAUCUAAAAUUAGUUGUAAAAACUUGAAAUAUAUAUCAAUUUUGUUUCAUUGUAAAUUUUGCUUAGAGUUGUCUAUUUCGUAAAUUAAACACUUGUAGUAUUGAAUGAGGUGUUCUAUUUAUUUUGGAUGUCGACAGUUAAUAAUAUUUAAAGUUUUAAACCGAA
Messenger RNA from Brassica napus (rape), 1715 nucleotides. Its product is annotated as receptor-like cytosolic serine/threonine-protein kinase RBK2. Gene Ontology annotation, biological process: protein phosphorylation. The transcript has 7 exons. The coding region runs from base 385 to 1548 and encodes 387 amino acids. Lineage: Eukaryota; Viridiplantae; Streptophyta; Magnoliopsida; Brassicales; Brassicaceae. The record is from RefSeq and is a predicted model, not a curated record. Gene Ontology annotation, molecular function: protein kinase activity; ATP binding.